This is a messenger RNA of Folsomia candida, 924 nucleotides long. RefSeq names its product free methionine-R-sulfoxide reductase. The record is from RefSeq and is a predicted model, not a curated record. Lineage: Eukaryota; Metazoa; Arthropoda; Collembola; Entomobryomorpha; Isotomidae. Gene Ontology annotation, cellular component: cytosol. The coding region runs from base 211 to 744 and encodes 177 amino acids. Gene Ontology annotation, molecular function: L-methionine (R)-S-oxide reductase activity; protein binding. The transcript has 4 exons.
UUGGCAGACCCAUUGCUUGGCAUGCCUAAAUCAAUUUCAUUUUACUCGUACAUUGAGGGGGACGUGACAUUUUAGUACUUUAUCUAUCUGUCGUUUAAUUAAGGCUUAAUUUUAUGCUCUUAAUUGCACAUAUAGAUUCGCUCAAGCCUUUUAUACACAGCUCUGUGUGCUUAAGCAAAUUUUGGUUUUUAGGAACCACCUUCAACGACAAUGUACGAUUUUAUCUUCAAUCCAAACUCCACGAAGGAAGAAUUUUAUGAGGAACUUUUGGUCCAAAUUCAGGCCAUCGUUAAGGAUCAAAGAAAUUGGGUUACCAACUUAUCAAAUGCGUCCGCCUUGAUAUUCCAUGGUUUGAACACGCUUAAGUUCUUCCAGGAGAAACCAGUAAACUGGUCCGGAUUUUAUGUGAGAGAUGAACAGGACACAAAAACAUUAUUGUUAGGCCCAUUUCAAGGAAAAGUGGCAUGCACACAAAUAAAAUUUGGGAGGGGGGUUUGUGGGGCUGCCGCUGCAAGCAAGGAGACGCAAGUGGUUCGCAACGUCCAUGAAUUCCCGGGACAUAUUGUCUGCGAUUCUAACUCACUUUCAGAAAUUGUCGUUCCGCUCGUCCACGAUGUAACUGGAGAACUUCUUGGAGUCUUGGACAUCGACGACACAUGUUUGGAUGCUUUCGAUCAGCGCGAUAAGACUGGUUUGGAGGCAGUGGUUAAAAUAUUAGUAGCUGGAUGUGAAUGGAACCGAUAAUUUUGUUAAUCAACAUUAUAAGGAAUUACAGAUAGCACUAAAACAGCGGAUAGUAAGCAAUAAUGUACUACAUAAAUAACGUAAAUCUAUAAACGAUAUACAAUUCUUUAGUGAAAUAUGCUGCCGAAUAUUUAAUGAUUUUAUCAAAGAUGGUCAAAUAAAAAAAAUAUUGAAAAAAAA